AUGUUCACAUGUUCCCUCAUUCAUUUUGUUCAUGAUGAGUUAGAAAUUGUUGACGACCCUUGGCAGGUGUUUGCGUGGGUGGCGGUAUUUGUGCUGCCACUCAACGCGGCCAUCAACCCUCUCCUGUACACUGUGUCGACGGCGCCCUUCCUCAGCAAAGCCAGGGAACGAGCCCUUAACGUCCGCUCCUCCUUCAGGUGGUCAAUGUCCCGCAGGGCCACCAACUCCUCCACCGGCACGGUGGGUGACGACAGGACGACGAUACUGGUGAAGCCCCUCGACACAUUAAUUCGGACACCUAUCCUAAUGUCACGUGAUCUACAACACUGCCAUACUAUGCCAUCGACCCAGAAUGCGCUACAUCUGGUGGCCUCACACGCCAACCAUCUGAGUCUUAGCCGUGCCCACCAUCCCUGGAGGUCUCAGUCCUUCCACGGCACUGCUGCCAACGUUGUAACCAAGCGUCAGAGUAACGAGGAGUGGGUGGCGCCCCAGGGAGAGAUCAUCCCCCUGUGUGAGCUGACCAACCACACACAACCUCCACUCUCCAGACAACACUCUCGCAAGAAGUACACCAAGCACCACCACCACCAGCUCUAUGACUAGUUCUCAUCCAUGUGGUCCAAAUCAACCCUCAUUCACCAGGGAGCAACGCUUGCAUUAUUACUUCGCCUGCCGUCACCGCCAUCCAUUAGAGUACCACUAUUAAGUAAAAAAU
Molecule: messenger RNA, 718 nt
Organism: Homarus americanus (American lobster)
Lineage: Eukaryota; Metazoa; Arthropoda; Malacostraca; Decapoda; Nephropidae
Exons: 3
Coding region: 1-606 (201 amino acids)
Source: RefSeq, a predicted model, not a curated record